CUUUAAUGUCGCCCACCACCCCAUAUGUGCAGUCCGGGGAGCCUCUCAAUGAUUUCCUUCGUUCAUUUUGGCAGCGGCAAGUGGAUGCGGCAGAGCAAGAGACCCCAGAUUACCGGCAUCCUCCACUCCCUCUCGCUCGCAUUAAGAAAGUAAUGAAGAGCGAUCCAGACGUGAAGAUGAUCGCAGCAGACGCGCCUAUCUUAUUUUGCAAAGCAUGUGAAAUCUUCAUUUCUGAAAUAACCGCACGCGCAUUCAUCAUAGCCGACUCAAAUAAGCGUCGAACACUCUCCCGUGCCGAUAUUGCGAAGGCACUUGCGAAGUCAGACCAAUUCGACUUUCUGAUAGACAUUGUCCCGAGAGAGGAGGGGCUUACGGGAUUAACUCAGAGUAGUGCAGGGGCUGGUGCCAUUGCGGGGGGGUCUGGGUCAAGUAUGACGAACUUAGUUGCAGGUCCAAGCCAAGCUGCUCCCCAUCAGGAUUCUGAGCAUCAUGCAGGUGAUGAAUCUGGAAAUUUGCCUUCGGCAGUGGUAUUGGAUCAGCUGCAGUCUUUAUUAGCGCCAUCGAAUGCAAUGCACGCAUCAUGACCCGCUCAUGCAUCCACCGAUAUAUCAUGGAUUUGAAAUAGGGAUGCGCCGGGUCGCGCGGGAAGGUCUCCAUUUUUAGCAGGGUCAACACCAGAGUGCAUUGCGGUAGGACGUUCAGCAUCUGCUGUCAUACCUACACCGAUUAGAUUUGCACACCCGACGCGUUCGCUGCUCAUACAGAAACUUUCAAGUAGAUAGUGCGUGAGCCAAGAGUCCUAUCCAAUCUCUCAAUAGCCA
Messenger RNA from Suillus clintonianus, 821 nucleotides. Its product is annotated as histone-fold-containing protein. The transcript is spliced from 5 exons. Lineage: Eukaryota; Fungi; Basidiomycota; Agaricomycetes; Boletales; Suillaceae. Gene Ontology annotation, cellular component: CCAAT-binding factor complex; nucleus. Gene Ontology annotation, molecular function: protein heterodimerization activity; DNA-binding transcription activator activity, RNA polymerase II-specific. The record is from RefSeq and is a predicted model, not a curated record. Gene Ontology annotation, biological process: regulation of DNA-templated transcription. The coding region runs from base 6 to 584 and encodes 192 amino acids.